Pseudoliparis swirei is the source of this 2939-nucleotide messenger RNA. RefSeq names its product neuronal acetylcholine receptor subunit alpha-9-like. Gene Ontology annotation, molecular function: acetylcholine-gated monoatomic cation-selective channel activity; transmembrane signaling receptor activity. Gene Ontology annotation, biological process: signal transduction; regulation of membrane potential; chemical synaptic transmission. The record is from RefSeq and is a predicted model, not a curated record. Gene Ontology annotation, cellular component: synapse; postsynaptic membrane; neuron projection. Lineage: Eukaryota; Metazoa; Chordata; Actinopteri; Perciformes; Liparidae.
CACACAGCAGCCCAGAUGCUCUUGGGAUCGAAAUAAUUUGUUUCAGCAAGAUGAGACGAUGGAGAACCCAAACGUUGUGUCACUUGCUUCUGUUUGUCAGUAUUUUACCAACCUGUUGGUGUGCUCAGGGGAAAUACGCUCAGAAGCUCCUGAGUGAUUUGUUCACCAACUACACUAGUGCGCUGAGGCCUGUGGAGGACACAAACACCGUACUGAAUGUGACCCUGCAGAUUACGUCACAAAUUAUCGACAUGGAUGAGCGAAACCAAGUUUUGACUGCAUAUUUAUGGAUACGGCAAGUGUGGGUUGAUGCACACCUCAAAUGGAAUAAUGAUGAUUACGAUGGACUCGAUACCAUCCGCAUACCUAUUAGUUAUGUAUGGAGACCUGAUAUAGUCCUAUACAGUAUAACAAGUAGUGCCAAUGACCACUUCACUGGCUCCAUGGACACCAAUGUGGUGAUCCGGCAUGAUGGCCAGAUUAUGUGGGAUUCCCCUGCAAUCACAAAGAGCUCCUGCAGAGUGGACGUGUCUUUCUUCCCCUUCGAUGCUCAGCAGUGCAGGUUCACAUACGGCUCCUGGACCUACAGCGGUAACCAGCUGGACAUCCUGAACGCCUUGGAGAGCGCUGACCUGGCUGACCUGGUAGAAAAUGUGGAGUGGGAGGUGCUGGGAAUGCCGGCCAAGAAAAAUGUUAUUCAGUAUGGCUGCUGUGCAGACCCUUACCCUGAUGUGACCAACACACUGAAGCUGAAUAGGAGAGCGUCCUUUUAUGUCUACAACUUGCUCAUACCAUGUGUGAUGAUCUCUUUCCUGGCACCACUGGGCUUCUACCUACCCGCUGACUCGGGAGAGAAUGUGUCUUUGGGUGUCACCGUGAUGCUGGCACUCACUGUCUUUCAGCUCUUGGUUGCAGAGAUCAUGCCACCAUCUGAGAAUGUGCCACUUAUUGGAAAGUAUUAUAUUGCAACGAUGACCAUGAUCACGGCCUCAACUGCCCUGACCAUCUUCAUCAUGAACAUACACCACUGUGGUCCUGAUGCCAAGCCUGUUCCCAAGUGGGCCAAGAAAGUCAUUUUGCAGUACAUGGCCAGAAUGUGUUUUGUCUAUGAAGUCGGGGAGAACUGCUUGUCACCGCAGCCGGAGAAUCAGAAGCCUCCACCGGUAAAGAACACCAACUGCAGCAUGAAUGGUCAGGCAGGACCGGGCAGAGAGGACUGCGUCUUCCAAAUGGAGAGAACACAAGAGACAGUGGGCUCCUUGAACAGCGAGGAGAGGGAAGACAUGGAUCAGAUGAUGAGCCCAAUAGGCUCCAUUGGGAAGAACCCCACCAACAACUACACUGCUUGGAAUAAUGGCAUUUUCAUGAGCAUGGACUGUGGAGAGGCAGGGGGUCAGAGGAGAAGCAGAAAGGGAGGAGUGAGCGAUGGAGAGAGAAGAACCAGAGAGGUUUCCUGCUACAGCCAAAGCAACGAGAGGCAGCUACUGCGUAACAUUGAGUACAUAGCCAACUGUUACAGAGAUCAGAGGGCAACACAGAAAAGGACUGGGGAGUGGAAGAAAGUAGCUAAAGUUUUAGACCGCUUCUUCAUGUGGAUAUUUUUCAUCAUGGUGUUUUUCAUGAGCCUUCUCAUUUCUCAUCAUGGCCAAAGCCAUCUAACAGCAGAUCUGAGAAGCUUCUCUUACUGACAGUUUUACUUUACCCUAUAAUUUAAUUAACACUCAGUAAGGGUCUAUUCUGGAGGCUACCAUCACCCACCUAUCUGAAGUCCUAAUUAUUAGAAUUAGAUAUGUAAUACAAUUUGUGUUCAUUGGUUUCGUUGGUGAAAACUUAUAUCCCCCAACUUUUGUCCCAAUACUGUAUGACAGUUAGUAGGCUCAGCAAAGAAAUAGCAUGUCAGUUAAUCAACACAUGUUUCAACAAUUGUGUGUUUUUUAUUUUAGAUAGAUACAAUGUAGAUUAGUUUCUUUGUGACACUAUUUCAUUGUGUCUGAAACAAUAAGUCAACAGAGUCAAAGAUGCAACCCAAAGCAGUGACAAUUAAAUAAUCCAUCUUUUCUUUUAGCAUAAAAGGGACACAUUUAAAACCUAUUAUUUAUAUGGAAGAAUAGAAAAUACCCAAUUCACACAUAAGCUUGAGGUAGUAAUUGUUGCAUUUUGUAUUAUGUAUUAUACUGUGACAGACUUUAGGAGGGGGUGGACAAGAUGAAAUUUAUUAAUCCCUCAUGUGGAACAUUUUAUUUUACUCGUAUGACAUGAAUCUGUGAAAUAAAGAGAAUCGUUCAAGUUUACAGAACAGUAAAUAAGCCAAGCGGUACAAACACAAAAGCUUCUGUACGUCAAACCAUAGCAAGAGAAAACAGCGUCUUCAUUAGCUCACACAGAUUAUCGAUUAAAUCAACUGGAUUAUCACCAUUUGAGCUUCUCUUCAUGUGAGUAUUAUCCUGGGUCUUUAUGUAGCAAAGCGGGCCAUGACUCAUUAUUCUAAACCCAAAGGAGAGUACAAAGUUUACACAGCACAACUGUGCUUCUAAUCUGUGAUUUGCGGGGAAAAACAGUUGAGACCUCUGGUUGACCUUUCAUCAAGAGAUCCUCUUACCUCUUUACAUAAUUGAAAAGACAUGGAAAGCAUUUCAUUUUUUAUUUACUAUGUCACUUUAGGAUUUUGUCGUUUAAUGAGAAAGGCAAAAUCAAGUUAAAAAAGUUACCUCAAACACCUCAACAAGCAAACGGCUGUUAAUUUGGGAAAUGUUGAGUAUGUAUAUGAGUAUAAUGGCUAUGUGUUUUGGGUAGGCUAAAAUAAUUGUAAGCACAACAAGUCAUGUUUUUUUUUGUUACUGUAUUAUUGUAAUGUAGUGACACUUUUCAUCUUAUAUGAGUUGAUUUCAGUAAUGGUCUGUUUAAAAUGUGAACAUGAAACAUGACCAUUAUCCCUGUGA